UGUGGCUCGUCACUGUCUGGUGACGGUGCCAUCAAGAUGUUCAAUGACAUGAAAGUUCGUAAGUCUUCAACACCAGAAGAAGUGAGGAAACACAAGAAGGCAGUGCUCUUCUGCCUGAAUGAGGACAAGAAGACCAUCAUCCCGGGGGAGGGCAAGGAGAUCCUGGUAGGAGAUGUGGGGCAGACAGGGCACGACCCCUACACCACCUUUGUCAAGAUGCAGCCAGACAAGGACUGCCGCUAUGCUCUCUAUGAUACAGCCUACGAGACCAAGGAGAGCGAGAAGGAGGACCUGGUGUUCAUCUUCUGGGCCCCGGAGAAUGCACCCCUUAAGAGCAAAAGGAUCUGUGCCAGCUACAAGGAUGCCGUUAAGAAGACGCUGACAGGAAUCAAGCAUGAACUACAAGCUAACGGCUACGAGGAGGUCAAGGACCGCUGCACCCUGGCAGAGAAACUAGGUGGCAGUGCUGUCAUUUCCCUGGAGGGCAAGCCUUUGUGAGCCACCUCCAGCCCCCCCUGCCUGAAGCAUCUAGCAGCCCCAGACCUGCUCUUGGGUGUUGCC
Apodemus sylvaticus (European woodmouse) is the source of this 561-nucleotide messenger RNA. RefSeq names its product cofilin-1-like. Gene Ontology annotation, molecular function: actin filament binding. Gene Ontology annotation, cellular component: actin cytoskeleton; cytoplasm; lamellipodium. The coding region runs from base 37 to 498 and encodes 153 amino acids. The record is from RefSeq and is a predicted model, not a curated record. Gene Ontology annotation, biological process: cell motility; actin filament severing; actin filament fragmentation. Lineage: Eukaryota; Metazoa; Chordata; Mammalia; Rodentia; Muridae. The transcript has a single exon.